Messenger RNA from Pelodiscus sinensis (Chinese soft-shelled turtle), 4237 nucleotides. Its product is annotated as cytochrome P450 2H2-like. Gene Ontology annotation, molecular function: iron ion binding; oxidoreductase activity, acting on paired donors, with incorporation or reduction of molecular oxygen, reduced flavin or flavoprotein as one donor, and incorporation of one atom of oxygen; arachidonate epoxygenase activity. Gene Ontology annotation, biological process: xenobiotic metabolic process; epoxygenase P450 pathway. NCBI's taxonomy places the organism in Eukaryota, Metazoa, Chordata, Testudines, Trionychidae. The record is from RefSeq and is a predicted model, not a curated record. Gene Ontology annotation, cellular component: intracellular membrane-bounded organelle; cytoplasm.
ACUUUACAGGAUUCUGUAUAGGAUUAAACAUCAUGCUCCAUCAAUCAAUACACAAGGGGAAGGCGAGUUGAGAUAUUAUUACAGGUUCAAAGGAUUUCAUUCCCAGAAUCACACUGAUCAGUUACGUUUGUCAGUCCAGAGCUUAUCUCGUUACCACAGUAGAACUUUUAGCUCCUAUUGGUUAAUUGCUUGCAUCCACGUUGUCUGUGUAGAAUAUAAAAAGGGAGACAACUGAAAUAUAAAUAAUUCCUGUUAACCCCAUGAGCCAUUCCUACACCCGACAAUGGACCCGCUGGGAGCAACCACUCUGUUCCUGGUCAUUUGUGUCUCUUGCCUUCUCUUCCUCUCCACGUGGAGAAAGACGCCUGGAAGUGAGAAGCUGCCGCCCGGGCCUGUUGCUUUCCCCCUUGUUGGGAACAUGCUGCAGCUGAGAGAGAAGAGCUUGCCCCUGCAUAUAGAAGAGCUCAGUAGAACAUACGGCCCGAUGUUCACGAUCUACUUGGGCUCCGAGCGGGUUGUUGUGCUGCAUGGAUAUGAGGUUGUGAAGGAAGCUCUGAUCAAUCUCGGGGAAGAGUUCAGUGGAAGAGGAAGAAUGCCGCUAUUUGAGACAGCUACCAAGGGAUCAGGUAUCGCUUUCGCCAAUGGGGAGCAGUGGAAACAGCUCCGGCGAUUUGCCGUCACGACUCUGAGAGAUUUUGGGAUGGGGAAGAAAAGCAUUGAGGAGCGGAUCCAGGAGGAAACCCGUUUUAUGGUGGAAAGACUCAGAAACACACACGGGCAGCCCUUUGACCCCAGCCUCCUCCUCGCCCAGGUCGUCUCCAAUGUCAUCUGCUCCAUCGUCUUCGGGGACCGGUUUGACUAUGAAGAGGAGAACUUUGUUACUUUAAUUAAUCUCAUAUUGGAAAAUGGCAAAGUCCAGCAGGAUCCUUGGAUAGUGCUGUAUAGUUUUUUCCCGACCCUCAUGGAUUAUAUCCCUGGGCCUCACCAAAGGCUAUUUAAAAUUUUUGAGGAGAUAAGAAGAUUUGUUGGGGAGAGAAUGAACGUGCAUAAAGUGUCUCUGGAUCCCAAUUGUCCUCGGGACUUCAUCGAUGCUUUCCUCAUCAAAAUCCAAGAGGAGCAAAAGAAUAGCGAUUCGGUAUUUACAGAAGAAAGUUUGGUAGGAAGCACAAUCAACUUAUUUGUUGCUGGAACAGAGACAUCCAGCACCACUCUAUACUUUGGACUCCUGGUUCUCCUCAAAUUCCCAGAAAUUCAAGAGAAAGUUCACAAAGAGAUUGACAGUGUGAUUGGCCGAAGACGAAGCCCCAGCAUGGCGGAUCGAAGCCAGAUGCCCUACACAGAUGCCGUGGUACAUGAAAUCCAGAGAUUCCUUGUCCUUGCGCCUAUAGGUGUCCCGCGUGCUGUGACUAGAGAUGUUCAUCUCAAGCAGUACGUGAUUCCCAAGGACACCACGAUAUUCCCUGCACUGAAGUCAGUUCUGUAUGACAACAAGGAAUUUCCAAACCCAGAGCAAUUCAACCCGGGACACUUCUUGGACAAAAAUGGUGCCUUUAAGAAGAGUGAUUACUUCAUGCCCUUUUCUGCAGGGAAACGGAUCUGCUUGGGAGAGGGCCUGGCUCGCAUGGAGCUCUUUUUGAUACUCACGGCGAUUUUACAGAACUUCACCCUGAAACCCGUUGUUGAACCCAAAGAUAUUGAUAUUACUCCAGUAACGUCAUCUGUGGGAAAUGCACCAAAACCAUAUGAGCUCUGUGUUCUUUACCGGUAAAGGUUACCUCAGUACAUCAGUGGUGCGUGUGGUAGGCACAGGAAUGUGGUAUCUACACACAGUUGAUGCAGAUGCACCACUGAAUGCUGGGAUUGUGAUGGCCACAUCUCUUCCCUUCCCUAUAUUCCACGCUAGCAGAAGUUUUUAUAGUGGUUUAUGCAUGUUCCACGGUGAUUGGGGAGGUCUUAUCUGCUAUUUGGCUUCCUGGGUGCCUUGAACUUCCUGUAUCCAUACCAGCGAAACUGGGGAGUGGCAUGGCAGAUACCGUCCUAAGCCGCCUCAGAACCAGUAUAGAUCACAAAAGUGCAAGUUCAUUCUGUCACUUCCAGCAGGAGAUGGUGAAACAAGCUGAACCCCUCCCUCUGGAGACCCAGGUGCUGGGCUCCUUACUUUGUAUUUUCUUUCUCCUCCCGAUAGGGCUCCCUCCCUGCUGGGCCUCCUCACUCAUCCUCUCUUGCUGCCUGGCUGCUGGGCACCCCUUCCCGCUUCUUAGAUAACUACACUGUCUGAAUAACAAGCCUUGUGGAUAAGGGGGAAGCAGUAGUUGUGGUAUGUCUUGAUUGUAGUAAAGCGAUUAAUACAGUCUUGCAUGAUCUUAUUCAUGAAAUGGAGAAAUAUAAUGUUGAUGGAGCUACUCUGAGUGAGUGGUUAUCAAUGAUUCACAGUCAUGCUGGAAGGGCGUAAUGAAUGGAGUUCCUCAAGGAUCAGUUUUGGGACCAGUUCUGAUCUAUAGUUUCAUCAAUCAUUUAGACCAGUGGUCCCUAACCUUUUGGGGCUGCCAAGUGCCUUGGAGGGUGGGGUCACGUAUGCACUGUGCAUCCGGGGGCAGGGCCACCAUGCGCCAUGUGCCCUGGGUAGGGCUGGCCCUGAUCACUUGGAGGGCACACAUAAAUGCCCCAGCGGGUGCCAUGGUGCCCACGGGCACUGCGCUGGGGACCACUGGUUUAGACGAUGACAUAGGGUAUGUCUACGCUAGCCCCCUAGUUCAAACUAGGGAGGCUAAUGUAGGCACUCGAAGUUGCAAAUGAAGCCCGGGAUUUAAAUAUCUCGGGCUUUAUUUGCAUGUUCCCAUCCGGUCGCCAUUUUUAAAUUCCACUAGUCUGGAGUAACUGCCUGCGGCUACACACGGCAGUGAAAUGGUAAUUCGAACUAAGGAAUUCAAACCACAGAGAGUACACUUAGAAGGUUUACAGAGGAUACCAACCCAGGAGGGGUUGCAAGCAGUGUUCCCUCUAACCUUCAGGGCAGCUCAGACCUCCAGAUAAUUAAUCAGCCCCACCCAGUCAAGGGCCCGGCGCACCAUGUAAGGAGGGUGGUGCUGAUUAAGCAGUUCUGAGUCUAUGCUACCAUGCAGCUUAGAGGGAACACUGGUUGCAAAUGCUUUGGAGGAUAGGGUUCUGAUCAGUAGCUUCAGCAGCAAUUUAGAUGAUGGAAGAGAGAGUAUGCUUAUAAAAUUUGCGUAUGAUACCAGCCCGAGAGGGGCUGCAAGCGCUUUGGAGGACAGGGUCAAAAUCAAAAUGAUCUGGACAAGCACGAGAAACAGUCGGAGGUAAACAGGAUGAACUUCAAUAAGGACAAAUGCAAAGUGCUCAACUCAGGAAGUUUCACACUCACAGAAUGGGAAGCGACUGUCUAGGCAGGAGUGCUGCAGAAAGGGAUCUAGGGGUUAGUGGACCAUAAGCUAAAUAUCAGCCAACAGUGUGACACUGUUGCAAAAAAAAGCAAACUUCAUUCUUAGAUGUAUUAACAGGUAUGUUAUGAGCAAGAGACGAGAGGUGAUUCUUCCGCUUGACUCUAUGCUGAUUUGGCCUCAACUGGGGUCUGAUUCCAGACAUUUUCUUCCUUCUUUGGCAUUUGUAUCCUGAGAGGGGGAGGCCUGGCACCUUAUUUUACUGGGUGGAGAAAGGACAGAGAUUCCCAGUUAGCUGUACGUGCUGCUUGCCUUUAUGCGCCCCCAGGAUCAAUGAAGGGCCAUUGUGCAGGCUGCCUGUGUAAUGCCGGGAAGUCAAAAUCAAUCAGGAACCUGCUCCUCUCUACUGCAUGAGCGAAAGGCCAGCGGGCUCCCAGCUAAGGCUGUAGGGCAGACUCAUCACUCUCUCUGUAGAUAGUCUGAUUGCCAGCCAAUGGGACAACGCACUGCACCCAAACAUCCCGUCACUGGUCUUUUACUAUGCCCAGCUACAAUGCUCUUAAUUAGCUGCGUUCUGCACGCCCAGUGUUUGCAAACCUGAUUUGCUUUGGGUCAGGAAUCUGUCUGGAACGGGGUGGGCAGGCAGUACAAGGGAAGAGAGGAAGGAGACAGUGGGGAGAGGGAGGGCCUAGGGCAGACCAAGGGUAGUGUAUGGAUGGGGCCAUAUGCAGAAGAGGCGGGCUGUGGAAAUGAGCUCCUUGUUUUGAAAUAGAUAAAUUGCUGGAUUUUUAUGUAACUGUCAUUUAAAAAAUAAAUUAUAAGAUGAAAAAAUAACCGUA